AUGUCACAAGAUUCUGACGAGAUAAAGACGAUAGAGCAGUGGAGGUGGUCGGAAAUGCAAGGUCUUGAACUUGUGUCUGCUCAUUCAGAAACCUCUUUUAAAGGCAACCCAUCACCAACACCUACAACAGAACCAACUACAACAACAGACACAGAAGCAAGAGAAGCCCAAGACGAGGAGAGAGAAGAAUUGGGUGGAGAGAGUGAAAACAGAGGAGGAGAGAGAAAAGAGAUGGACGUGUCUGAUGGAAAGAAAGAAGGUGGUGAAGCAGAAAAGCCUGCUUCAGUGCCUCCCUCAGCUAAGUUUAGUGAGCUUUUCAGAUUUGCAGAUAAAUUGGACUAUGUUUUGAUGGGAAUCGGAACACUUGGUGCCUUUGUACAUGGCUGUUCAUUGCCUCUGUUUCUUCGAUUUUUCGCUGAUCUUGUUAAUUCUUUUGGGGCUAAUGCCAACAACAUUGAUAAGAUGACACAAGAAGUUUUGAAGUAUGCAUUUUACUUUCUUGUAGUGGGAGCUGCAAUAUGGGCAUCUUCAUGGGCAGAGAUAUCUUGUUGGAUGUGGACUGGAGAGAGGCAAUCUACUAAAAUGAGAAUUAAGUAUUUAGAAGCAGCUUUGAAUCAAGAUAUUCAGUACUUUGACACACAGGUUCGAACAUCGGAUGUUGUUUUCGCCAUUAACACUGAUGCAGUGAUGGUCCAAGACGCCAUUAGCGAGAAGUUGGGCAAUUUCAUACACUAUAUGGCAACAUUUGUGUCUGGAUUUGUGGUGGGUUUCACUGCUGUGUGGCAAUUAGCUCUUGUCACUCUAGCUGUUGUUCCUGUCAUAGCUGUAAUUGGAGCCAUCCACACCACCACAUUAGCCAAGCUCUCUGCCAAGAGCCAGGAAGCGCUUUCAGAAGCCGGAAACAUUGCAGAACAGACAGUAGUUCAAAUUCGGAUGGUUUCGGCGUUUGUUGGUGAAUCAAGAGCAUUACAAGCCUAUUCUGCGGCAUUGAAGAUCGCUCAGAGGCUAGGUUACAAGAGUGGAUUUGCCAAGGGAUUGGGACUUGGGGCAACAUACUUCACUGUUUUCUGUUGUUAUGCCCUUCUGCUUUGGUAUGGUGGUUAUCUGGUUAGGCACCACUUCACCAAUGGAGGACUCGCCAUAGCCACCAUGUUUGCUGUUAUGAUAGGUGGCCUGGCUUUAGGACAAUCUGCCCCAAGUAUGACUGCAUUUGCAAAGGCCAGAGUUGCAGCUGCCAGAAUCUUCCGUAUAAUCGAUCACAGACCAGAUGUUGAUAGAAACAGUGAAUUGGGUUUGGAAUUAGACUCUGUUACAGGACAAGUAGAGCUAAAAAAUGUAGGUUUCUCCUACCCAUCAAGGCCAGAAAUCCAAGUACUUCAAAAUUUCUCCCUCAGUGUCCCAGCCGGAAAGACCAUAGCUCUGGUCGGAAGCAGUGGUUCCGGCAAGAGCACUGUAGUUUCGCUCAUCGAGAGAUUUUACGAUCCCAAUUCAGGUAAUUCUAUACAAUUGUUUCACAAUAAUUGCCCUGUGUUUUCUGCAUAUAAUUGCUUUACUGAUUUUAUAUAA
This is a messenger RNA of Ilex paraguariensis (yerba mate), 1566 nucleotides long. Lineage: Eukaryota; Viridiplantae; Streptophyta; Magnoliopsida; Aquifoliales; Aquifoliaceae. The record is from the annotation of a GenBank genome assembly.